This is a messenger RNA of Anoplophora glabripennis (Asian longhorned beetle), 2099 nucleotides long. Its product is annotated as limulus clotting factor C-like. Bases 303 to 1955 code for a protein of 550 amino acids. Gene Ontology annotation, biological process: proteolysis. Lineage: Eukaryota; Metazoa; Arthropoda; Insecta; Coleoptera; Cerambycidae. The record is from RefSeq and is a predicted model, not a curated record. Gene Ontology annotation, molecular function: serine-type endopeptidase activity. The transcript has 9 exons.
ACUAAACAACAAAGUGGAUACAAUGACAAGAAGAAAUCAAUGAUAGUUGACUAUUCGUUCGUAGAUGGCGCAAAAAGGAAAAUUCAAACAUCGGCGGGCUUCUCUAGGUCAAGUGGUCAAGAACAGAAAGGUUUGGAAUUCCCAAUUAUUUAUUUGUAAACAGGUUUAAGAAGACCAUGUUAUCUGUUUAUAAGUUCAAGAAAAUUCAAUUUUCAACUAAGUGGUUUACAGUUUUGGAACAAAUCCAUAUGUUAACAGUUUUAUAUACGAUUUAAUCUAGGAGUAAAUUUAAGAUAUAAAACAUGAAACUAUAUUUUAUGUUAUUUGGUAUCACAAUCCAAUUUGUGGUCAGUCAAAAACCAUCGCCUUGCCCAGAAACGUUUUCGUAUGAACCUAGAGGAAGCGAAAAUGAUAGAUGGUAUGGAGUCAUAUCCCUUAAGACAACAGAAGAAUUAACAGGAGUGUGGCUGCGACUUAUCCUCGACAGGCCAGCUGAGCUAAUAGGGAACUGGUUUGGAGAAACAUCGUCCACCGAUAAUAUAGAAUAUGUCAUUCGCAACCCCAAAUACAAACUAGAAGUUGGGCCCCCUGUUUCAGUACGGUUUUUUGUUAAAUACAACCCUGCCCAGCGCAUUCCAAGCCUUGAAGGUAUAAGACUUAACGCGAAGACCAUUUGUUCGGCCCUGAAGGAUGAGGCGGAAUUAAAGCCCGUCGAACCUAUCCUUCACAUCAGCCAAUUACGACCAACAGGUUCUAUUAAUAAUAAUAAUCAAAACUACAUGCCUAGCGGUUCGAACAGUGAGAAGCCUUCAGAGAGUAGUAACGGAAGAAAUAAGCCUUCGAAUAGUGAUAGAAACAGAGGUGGUAGUUCUAAUAAUAAUAAUAACAACAGCGACAGAAGGCAAAGUAGUAACUCAAAUAGGCAAAGCACCACUACCAAGAGGCCGAGUAGUAGCGAAAGGCCCAACUACAACAGAGAAACUGUAACAGCGGAAAUCUUAAGGCCUAACAUCGGAGUAUUGUACGGUAAUUCAGAGAUAGACGAAAGCGAUUCCCAGUUUUUCCCAGGGGACUUUGGAAUCCCUCUCGCACCUUCUCAAAACAGACCUACUUCAAGCUCCGGGCAAAUUGGUAGCAAGUUGUCAAGCUGCGGAACCGUAGCUACCUCGCCCGCUGCCUUAAUUUCUUAUGGUCAAGAAACAUGGCCAGGGCAAUGGCCUUGGCACGCCGCAUUGUACCUGUCCAGGGGCAUUCAACUUAGGUAUAUAUGCGGGGGCACACUCAUAUCAGAACGGCACAUUGUCACCGCUGCCCACUGUGUCACCACACCUCAGACCAACAGAAUCGUGAACCCAACCAACUUGUUGAUAUAUCUAGGUAAACACAAACUGAUAUCGUUUGGAACAGAAGUACAAGACAGGGGCGUAUUAGAUAUAUUUAUUCAUCCAGAAUACAAUCACACUGUAUAUUAUAACGACAUAGCCGUUUUGAAACUUACAAAACCAGUAACCAUAACAAACUACGUAAGGCCUUGCUGUCUGUGGGAAGGAGAUACAAAUUUGGACAAUGUUCUUCAUCAGGAAGGGACAGUUGUAGGCUGGGGCUUUGACGAAAACCGAGAACUAUCGGACAAGUUGAUGCAAGCUAAAAUGCCUAUAGUUUCCACUGUGGACUGUAUUUUCUCCAAUAGAGAUUUCUUCUCUCGAUUCACGUCGGAAAAAAACUUUUGUGCUGGAUUUAGAAAUGGUACUUCGGUGUGCAACGGAGAUUCGGGCGGUGGGAUGGUAUUCCCGAAAAGAGGAACAAAUGGUCAAAACCCCGUGUGGCAACUUAGGGGUUUAGUGUCCGUGGGUGUGGCCUUACAAGGUCAAGGGGUGUGCGAUCCUUCUCACUACAUAAUCUUCACCGAUGUCGCCAAAUACACUCACUGGAUACAGCAAGUUAUAGCCAACUAAACUAUGCCAUGCUCAGAGCUAUAGAAAAUACUCAUUCUUUGUGAUAUACUUUUUCUAAGAAAAAAUAAUAUUUUUCCACUCCCGUUUUAUGUUAUGCUGCCAUGAAAGGAUUGUGUAAACAGAUCAAUAAAAUAUUUUUUAAUA